Messenger RNA from Trachymyrmex septentrionalis, 4328 nucleotides. RefSeq names its product collagen alpha-1(III) chain. The record is from RefSeq and is a predicted model, not a curated record. The transcript has 6 exons. The annotation marks the transcript as partial. Lineage: Eukaryota; Metazoa; Arthropoda; Insecta; Hymenoptera; Formicidae.
CAUCGUCGAAACGUUGGUUCGCAUCAGUCGUGGAAGUCGUCCCGCAGACAGUUCGAACUAUGCGGCCGUGUCUCAUCGUCCUGAUCUUCCUCGCGAGCACGGCACUCGCGAGGUACCACGAAAAGACGCGUUUCGAUCGAUCUGUAUACGAUGAGAUGAGAAACGUAGAUUACAAUAAUGAAGAAAAACAAUGGUCUUUUAAUGAUGAUGUAACGCAAUUCAUUGCAUACAAGAGCAGGGAGGAAAACGAUUGUUAUCUUGAAGACGUAAGACAGGGUCAUAAUAUUAUUUCACGUAAGAAGCGACAAUUCAAGGUACUCUAUGCAUCGUCAGCCCUCACGAAACUAGAGGCGUGGCAACUUGCUGGAGGUCGAAUCGUUGAUUUCUGCAAUAGACGCAAUAUCCUUUUGUUACAAACAAUGAGACCUGUGUCAGGGCAAGCUCUCAAUCCCUUUUUCAAUGAAAUUUCUACAGACAAAAACGAUAUUUCGUCCAAACGCAUAGCUGAUAUGGUUUUAAUACCGUUGAAAGCUCGAACAAAACGACAGAUUCAACUCGAGCAACGAGAGAAAAAAAAAUUGAACAAAAAUAUCAAUCAAAUUCGAAAACGUCGACAAACGAAUCAGUUUCGAGGAAAGUUUCGUGGACAGACGCAGUCUCAAUAUUUGAAUUUUGGUAACGAUGAAAAAAAAGAGGGCAAAGCCGAAGCUGAGGCUACUCAGCAAUCUUCACACGCAGUAGUUAGUGGUAGUCGUGGAAUGGGUCAAGCGCAAAGUAUGUCAUCAGGUGGCACCGGUUGCGAAGACUGUCCCGGAUAUCCUGGAUAUCUUGGAUAUCCUGGCAUCGAAAGGGCACCGGAUAAGGUACGAGUUCCAUCUGCUCGUACUGACGGAUAUGUGCAAGUUCUAGGUGCUGGUACACCUGGUAUUGUACAGCCUGGAGUCGUUUCUGGAGUCCCAUCUUAUUCUGGCGGGCAGAUAACAUAUCCAACUGGAGUAGUUCCUGGGGAAAUUAGCACAUAUCCUGGUAUUCGCCCUGGCAGACCAGAAAUGUAUCCCGGAGGUGUUCGUCCUGGCACUGUUAUACCAGGAGCUGAAGGGACGUAUUCUGUAGGUGUUCGUCCUGGAACAAUGACACCAGGAACUGAAGAGAUAUAUCCUGGAGGUGUUCGUCCUGGUACAGUGAUACCUGGAGCUGAGAGGCCAUAUCCUGGAGGUGUCCGUCCUGAUAUUGUGAUACCAGGAGUUGAGAGGCCGUAUCCUGUGGAUGUUCGUCCGGGUACCGUGAUACCAGGAGCUGGUGGGAUAUAUCCUGGAAGUGUUCGUCCUGGGAGUGUAACACCAGAAGUUGAUAGGACAUAUCCUGGUGGUGUUCAACCACCUGGAACUAUAAUACCAGGAAGUGAUAGAACAUAUCCACCUGGAACUUUAAUCACAGGAGAUCGUGGACUAUAUUCUGGAGGUAUCCAGCGUGGAGGAGUUUUACCUGGUGUGACAGUAGGAGUUGAAAAAUAUCCAGGAGGUAUUCAACCUGGAGUUCAACCAGGACAAAGUGUGUAUCCUCCUAGUGGUAUUGUAACCACUUCAGUAACAACAGGUGCCACUGCUGUUACUGGUGUUGGAACUUAUCCAAUUAGUACUCCAGAAUUAACAAGUGGAACAUAUCCGGCAGUUCCUGGCACAGGAGUAAUUCCUGGCACAGGAGUAAUUCCUGGCACAGGAAUAAUUCCUGGUACAGGAGCAAUUCCUGGUACAGGAGCAAUUCCUGGCACAGGAAUAAUUCCUGGUACAGGAGCAAUUCCUGGUACAGGAGCAAUUCCUGGCACAGGAGUAAUUCCUGGCACAGGAAUAAUUCCUGGUACAGGAGCAAUUCCUGGUACAGGAGCAAUUCCUGGCACAGGAGUAAUUCCUGGCACAGGAGUAAUUCCUGGCACAGGAAUAAUUCCUGUAAUUCCUGGCACAGGAGUUCCUGGCACAGGAGUUCCUGGCAUAGGAGUUCCUGGUACUGGAAUUCCUGGUACUGGAGUCUAUCCUGGUGUUCGACCUGAUGCUAUCCCAGGAACAAGUGUCGGAACAUAUCCUGGUAGUGUUGUGCCAGGAACAGUAACUCAAGGAGUUUAUCCUGGACAGCAGACUGUUGUAUACCGCUCUGAAGGUGUUCCAUCAGGCACUUUACCAAGCAGAGGUCAAGUUCCUAGUACGAUUACAACUACAACAUCUGGUUCUGGUACACAAGUAAUAACUUAUCCAGAUGGUCGACCAACGAACGGUCAAACAGUUUACCUUGGUGAUAUUCAACCUGGAAGGAUUCCUGAAGGUACUCAAGUUGUGUAUCCAGGUGUUACAUAUCCAGGAACUAUUCCAGGUACAUAUCCUGGCGGUGCACAACAAAUUCCUUCUGCCGGUGGUACUUUAUACCCUGGCCAAGUAAUCCAUCCAGGUGGUCAAGUGCCAACUUAUCCAAGCGGACAGUAUCCAGGCACAGGUAUCGGAAUUUCAGGAAAGGAAGGAGUUCAGUAUCCAACAGGCAUAACGGGAGGUCAAAUACCUGGAAGACCUGAUGUGACUGAGCAGUAUCUUGGUCGGUUUCCAGGCGGAAUCAGUCAAAGAGUAGACAGUAGUCAAUAUCCAGGAGAAUUUUAUCCGGGAAUGGUUGGACCUGCAGGUAUAGAAGAAACUGGGGGCUUAACUAAACCGGCAGGUCCAGCAGGUGUGACAGACGACGGUACCGAAUCACAGGCAUCGAGUUCCGUGCAGCAGGUGAAUUCGGGUACUCAAGCGAGCGCUUCGGCUCAGGGUAAAUACGGAUCGGGUACAGCUCAGUCGCAAGUGACAGGUACCUAUAGCGGUUCAGGCACCUUCUCUGCCCAAGCUGGUACUAGCGACGCCAACAAGAGUGCUCAGGCUGAGAUCAGUGGCGGUAAAGAAGGAGCUACUAGCAAUGCGCAAGGCGUCGCCGGUUAUGGAAAAAGUCAAACACAGGUUCAAUUAGAUUCCGAUUCCGGAGCUACCUCAACAGGUGCUCAAAGCAGUGGAUGGAACCAUGGUACCAAUUCGCAAGUGCAAGCAAGCUCCAAGGGCGGAAUGGCGGAUGCUCAAGCUAACGGCGAGGGCAAUACUUCCAGUCAGGCGCAGAUUGGGUUCCAGCCGUACUUGAAGAGCGAAGAUGAGAACGUGGAAAACCACGAGACGCCAUUUCGCGGUAGCGGAACAGCAUCGGCUCAAAGUGGCACUCAUCGAGGUCAGUCCCAAUCGCAGUUACAAGGUUCUUUUCAAUACGGGAUCACGUAUACCGGUGCAGCGCAAGCCGGUUCUGGAUCUGGUGCCGCAUCCUCGAGAAAGCCCUUUAACUUCACGGAUUCCGAACUUUUCAAGUCCUUCAAACCAGCUCCUUCUUCGAAACGACCAAUGAAUAUUGACAGUGCACAGUCGAGUCCGUCGACAAAUUCGAAUUACGAUAACAGGCAGGAUGAAAACAAACAGAAUCGCGAGCAAGGCUUGCAAAGCAGCUCGACUUCGAGACAAACCGUUAUCCUGUCUUCGAAAAACAAUCCGAACGACGCUGACAAAAAAGUGCUCUCUACCGAAAAACCACGAACGGAUGACACAGCAUAUGACGAAUACGACGAUGACUACACGGACGAAGAUGAUUAUCCCACGGGUUCAAAGUUGACAAUCAAAGAGAAGUUUUCGGAAACUUUCCCGGGCUCGAGCUCGAGUCAUCAAAAACUUGACAAGACCAUUCAGCAGCAAAGUCGCAGUCAGACGCAGACAAUACAGGUCGCUAAAGGGAAUCAAUAUAACAUCCACGUUAGACAAGAUUCAAACGUACCGCGAACGGAUGGUACUCUGCAACCAGGACAAUCCGUAUCAGGAUACACCGUCCCAUCUGGAUUCCGCGGCCGAGUAAUGUCGGCUUCUGGCACCGAGACUGUUGCUCAGGGUGACGGUAAAUCUCAAUCGCAGACUGCAUCUUUAGUCCCUAAGGACUUAAAUAAUACCAGAUCAUCGCUCGUCACAGAGACCAGAUCGCUUCAGACCAAUCACAAUCGUUACAUUGGCCGGCAUAUGUCAAAAAAAGAGCCUUCCCUUAAUCAAAAUAUAUCUUUCGACAAGCGUACGAAACCUACCCCUGCAGUAGCGGCGAAGCCGAGUUACUACACCGUGACCAACAGUUUCGCCGGCAAAAUGAACGGCAGCAACGAACCGAGAAAGUACGAACAUAGAUAUUAUACUAAGAGUUCCACCUGUGGAUACUUCACGUUUUCUUGUAAUGUCGUGUACGGUUCCAACGGUAGGACGAAGAUCUGCAAGCCAAAAGUGCCGACG